Molecule: messenger RNA, 303 nt
Organism: Aspergillus pseudonomiae
Lineage: Eukaryota; Fungi; Ascomycota; Eurotiomycetes; Eurotiales; Aspergillaceae
Product: thioredoxin family protein
Exons: 2
Coding region: 1-303 (100 amino acids)
Source: RefSeq, a predicted model, not a curated record
AUGGCUGUUCAAACACUCCAAGAUCCUGGCGAGGUCUUUCAAGCCAUCGAGAGCGGCAAGCCCACCGUCAUCCAUUACUGGGCUCCCUGGAUGGGACCGGAAUCGCCACUCGCUCCCAUUUUCUACAGCCAGGCUGAAGACCACGAUGCGUUGAGCAUUUACAUUGUCGAUUCUGGCUUUAUUCAUCCCGAACAUUCACCGGAUGAAAUGCCCUUAACGGUCUUCUAUAGAGAUGGCAAGGAGGUAGACACGGCUGCAUUCGAUCCGGGCGAGAUCGAAGAACUUUUCCAGAGGAACACAUGA